AACAACCGACUAGUUAAAUUUCUUCUCACGAGCCGUGAGCAAGCGGCUUCGGUCGAUUUUAAUCAUACGGAAAGGUUCUGAAAUUUUUCGCCUAAUUCUCUAAUGCACAUUAUUAAAUUAAAUCAAACCAAUAAAUAAUAAUGAGAUCUCAUAAAAUAUAACAGUGUUUAAAGCAAAUGUGUAUAUGCAUAAGUUUAUGUUUUUAUUCAGUGUAAAGUUUGAUGUAAAAUUGCAAAAACAAUCGCUCUAACUAUGGGGAGAGUUUUACACGAGCGAAUGCGUAGAUAUUAAUGUACGUACAUAUAUAUGUAUGUAUAUAUGCUCGUGAGUUGAAGAUUAUUAGAAUUGUGGCCACGAUAAUGGUGUUGGUGAUGGUGACGGCAAAAGUGAAGGCAAGUACUUUUGGCAACGGCUGCUUGCUUUUAACAAAUGAAAAAUUCCUAGGAAUUGAACGCGCUUAAGCCAUAUACAUAAAUAUGUAAAUUAGCAUUCGGUAGUGUAAAAAACAAAUAAUACGAGUAAUAAAAAAUAAAAAAUAAAAAAGUAAAAACGAAAAAGAUUCCUCAGGAACUAACAACCACCCCCUACCGUGUUCGGAUGUGUGCGUGCAGUGUGGAGAAGUAAUACUAAAAAUUUACCAUAUACAUAUUGCACAUUUUUUUCAUAAAAUCUGAAAAAAGGUUAACAUCAAAAGAUAUUGCAAAAUAAAUAAAUGUGAGCAAAGGGCAGGUUUUGAUGAAAGUGUUAAAUGGAAGACAACAAUCAAAAUACUCGUACACGCGUGAGAAAAACGAACUGCGUGCGUUAUGGAAAGCGUGAGAUAUGAAAUCAGCAACAGACCAUUGUAAUUAGCGAUCAAAGGGAGAAAGAAAGGCUCAGAUGAGCUGAAGAUCUUACACGCAUUAUCAGUAUUAAGAUAUACAAUUAUUGGGAUCACUUAUGCAGUGGAAGAUUAUAUCUACCCUUCUCGACUGAAACACUCAACGUUGCUACACGUAAUCAUACUUAAGUUUCACACGAUAAGGAAACAAAAAUAUGCUGCUCAUAAGUACUCUUGCACUGGGAUUGGUGGACUUAACAAAUCACAAUGCUGGCAUUCAGUUGGGUGUAUUCAAUUUGGCAACAACAGCGGUAGCUGCAGCUACAACCGUAGCGAUAAAUACAGCCGUCUCCGCAGAAAAUGUGGACACGGUGAUAAGUGGUACGAUGCCGUUGACAGCUACUGUAACGGGCAGCGUGGAGGGUGGGAGUGCUAAUGCCUUGACAACAGGCUCCGUCACUGGCACCUCGAUAGCGCACACAACGACAGCUGUUGGCAGCAGUGCGGGUAGUGGUACAAUCACGUGGGAUAACAAUGGAACUUUGCGAUCGCUCAAUCCUGGCGAUUGGUCGAUUGAACAGUGUGUGAUUUGGCAAAGACCUCACCAUCUUUAUUUCCAAUUGGGGAAUGCUUUCUUUCUACUAGCAUUUUUGGCGCCGCAUGGACCUUUUGGCGCAUUAUGGCUGCGUGCGCUCAUUCUCAUCGGCUGCACGCUAAUGGCGAUGUAUGGAUACAUGGUGGAGUGUAAGCCCGAUGUGGUGCUCUGGUCCGGGCUAUUUUUCAUCGUCAAUUUUAUUUAUCUCAUUAUUGUACUAUGUCGACUCCGACCUGUUCGGUUCGAUAAGGAAAUUGAGGGGGUGUAUGCCAGUUUAUUUAAACCUCUGCGUGUAACGAGACAUCAGUUCAAAAAAAUUUUGAGUUGCAUGAAAUUGAUACGAUCCUUGAAGUAUCAGGAAGUUUAUGCGCAAGAGAAGGUUACCAAAGUUGAUAGCUUAUCACUCGUUCUUUCGGGAAAAUUGGUGGUAUCACAGAAUCAGAGAGCGCUACAUAUAGUAUUCCCUCAUCAGUUCCUAGAUUCACCAGAAUGGUUUGGAGUAUCGACCGAUGAUUAUUUUCAGGUAUCUAUAAUGGCUAUGGAAGAAUCACGCGUUCUUAUUUGGCACCGUGACAAAUUAAAAUUAUCUAUAAUGGCCGAGCCGUUUUUACAAUCGGUGUUCGAUCACAUAUUGGGUCGCGACGUCGUCAAGAAGUUAAUGCAAGUGACGCAGGUAAGCGAGUCUAUAGCCAGUAAUGGAUUUUUACCAUCGGGUAAUUAUGAUGAUGCUGAGGAUAAGCCAAUGCUGAUUAUGAAAAAAAAUGUCGAGGGCCAUGGUCUAACAGCAUUAAUAAAUCGCCAACUUCAAGAAGAGCAUGUACCUUUACUUGGCCGUACGUAUAAGACCAAUACACUGCAUAUGGUGACCAGUCAACCAGUGCAACCGGCAAGCCACAAAAGCUCAUUGCCAUUUUCGCGUCCUAAAAGUAUCGUACGUAAAGAGUUGACGUCUCCAUGCUAACACUGAUUCGAUGAGUCGAGACUAAAAAUCGUUGCGAUCGUACGCAAUCAUAAAAGUGCAUACAUUUUGGCUCAGUCGUAAAUACGUAUAUAGAUAUUUUAAUGAGACUGUCUCAAUUGCUGCUACAUUGACGUCACACAGCCGACGACACAAAAAUGCUUCCACCACCGUCAAUCCCAGACACCGAAAAUGCCAUCACAAACAUACCUACCAUACCAUACCGAGUUUAUUCAUUGCUAACAUUUAUCUAAACAUAGUGCAAUUUUCUUAAGUUAAUACAAACACGUUGUACACAAUCAUACAUACUAUACAAAAAUAUAGAACGUACAUACAUACACGCAUGGACACUAAUAUUCACUUAAAGUUUAGUACAACUUAUCAUUGUUACGUAUGUACAUCCCUUUUUUUUGAAUAUUUUUUCAUUUCAUUUAUUCACUCCAUAUUAAUAUGAUAUUUUGAAAUAAAUAUAUAUGUAGUACGGAUGUGCCCAGCGUUGCUAUUAGAAAAAGAAUUAGGAUCUAUGUAUUUGAGGUCAUAGGUUAAUCCUGAACUCUAUACCCGCAAUGAAACGAGGUGUAUUUUUAAUUGUCAAUCAAUUAAAAAUAAAUAACAAAUUAUUCAUAAAUAAUACCAAAAAUUUAAAAAGUGUACACAAUAUAAAUUAAUGAUAAUAU
Ceratitis capitata (Mediterranean fruit fly) is the source of this 3050-nucleotide messenger RNA. It is a transcript of the gene bves, whose product is annotated as blood vessel epicardial substance. Gene Ontology annotation, molecular function: cAMP binding. The coding region runs from base 1036 to 2376 and encodes 446 amino acids. The record is from RefSeq and is a predicted model, not a curated record. NCBI's taxonomy places the organism in Eukaryota, Metazoa, Arthropoda, Insecta, Diptera, Tephritidae. The transcript has 7 exons. Gene Ontology annotation, cellular component: sarcolemma.